AUCAGGACCAAACUGAGAGCGGUUCUGUAGAGUCUGCAUGAGUCCUGAUCUCUAAGUGAUUAAUAACUAAUCAAACGUUCCUCACAGUAACGUCUGAUGAACACGAUCCCUUAUGGAGGGAACCAGCAUGCUGAGUCCUCACGUGAUCUGGUCUCCACUAAAGGCUCAAACCUGCAGAGCUGCUGCUGUUCUCACACGUUCUCACCACAACGCUUCCUCUUCACCUCCGAGGAAACAACCACAAGAUGCAAAGAGGAGGAAACUCAUCCUCGGAGCUCCAACACGUCAUCUCUAUGAGCACGACGAGGAAGUGACGCUGUGCAACCAGAGGAAGCAGAAGCUGCAUCUGUGAGGAAGAAGCACUCGGUCAGACGCCUUGAGGAGCAGAGACACCAUGGUGGAACUCAGAGGGACUCAAAGGACUUUAUGUGUGAUGCUGCUGCUGCUUCAGGCUGCAGUAAGAGGACAAACCCCCCCUGACCCCCGCUUCCUCGUCAGAGCCGGAGAUGACGUCACUUUGCCUUCUAAUCAGGACAGAUGUGACGGUUCUACUUGGCUUUACAGUCGUAGUGGAUCAACUGUGGAGCUGGUUACACUUGGGAAGUUUAGAAAUAACGCUUUGAUUCCAGAAGCUAAAACCAACAGACUGAGUUUGACAGCAAACUGUUCUCUGGUUAUAAGAAACGUCUCAGGUGAAGAUGUUGGUCGUUACAUCAACAGACAUUAUGAUGAAACAGAAAAACAACAAGGUCCAGAUGGUGUGGUCUCUCUGUACGUGUUUACAAUGGAGGAAAAGGACUACGGGGGUUCGGUUGAGUUGUCCUGCUUUGUGUUGAGAUCCUCUGAGUGUGAACACACAGUAAAGUGGCUUUAUGACGGCAAACAGACUGAUGUGAUGACGACAUCACACGCUGCUUGUGAAGCUACUGUGACGUUUAAAGCUCCUCUUCAUCAGAAGUCAAAGUAUUAUAAGUCACUGAGAUGUGAAGUGAGAAACAAUCAGAGUGGAAAAACUCUGCUGUUUGAAGCCUGCAGUCAGUUCUCAUGUGAACAAACAGGAGGCCCAUCGGGGGAGGGAAACAUUACACCACCUGCACCAUCAGGCUGGUGGAGGUUCAUCAUUCUGGCUGCAGCGACGGUGGUUGUUCUUGUUGUGUUGUUCUUCACAUGGAAGAGAUCUAAAGGGAGAGAAACCCGGAUGGACGUCAACGAAGUGAGUUUAAAAAAUGAAACCAAACGCUGUGUUUGUGAUGAUUCACUAGUUUAUAAGAAGAAUAAAGUGAGGCCUGUAUCACCGAGUGAGUCCAACAUAACAGGGAUUCUUCUUCUCGUCUUCAGCACUGAUGCUGCUUCAUCUGCUCCCUUUGUCUCAGAGUCUCAGGUGUUGCUGCUCACAGGUGCAGCGUGAAGAUGGAGACGAAGGUGCAGUGGUCUAUGAAAACGUUGGAGAACCUUCAGCUUCUGUCAGACUCUGAUCCACAGCUUCUAGAUCCACGCGCAGAGACGGGAGAUCAACCCUGUGACGUCAGUUCCAGUGUUUUAUUUGGCAUUUUAAGAUAAAGGGUUUAUAUUGACAUGUUUUCAUUAAUAGUUUCUCUGACAUUCAAACUUCUUCCUGCUAUGAAAGACACGGUGGAGUGACGUCAUCCACGUGCUCUCAUGAUGAAUUAUGCUCCUUUGAGGUUAAACUUUGUCUCUUUUUCUUCUUCUACAUGUCUGCUGUUUGUCUAACGUGUUUGAUUCACAUUGUUGGGUUUGAACGAGUUGUCAGCCUUAAUAAAGUCGCUUUUAUUGAUGAGAAAUAUGAAACAAAUAAAAUAAGAAUGUGCUUGA
Molecule: messenger RNA, 1833 nt
Organism: Gasterosteus aculeatus aculeatus (three-spined stickleback)
Lineage: Eukaryota; Metazoa; Chordata; Actinopteri; Perciformes; Gasterosteidae
Source: RefSeq, a predicted model, not a curated record